Messenger RNA from Trichosurus vulpecula (common brushtail), 3389 nucleotides. RefSeq names its product poly(A) binding protein cytoplasmic 4 (gene PABPC4). The record is from RefSeq and is a predicted model, not a curated record. The coding region runs from base 1111 to 3003 and encodes 630 amino acids. The transcript is spliced from 15 exons. NCBI's taxonomy places the organism in Eukaryota, Metazoa, Chordata, Mammalia, Diprotodontia, Phalangeridae. Gene Ontology annotation, cellular component: nucleus; ribonucleoprotein complex; cytosol. Gene Ontology annotation, molecular function: poly(A) binding; mRNA 3'-UTR binding; poly(U) RNA binding.
GCGUUGCCUUGCGCCGCGCUGCGCUGCGCCGCGCUGCGCUGGGCUGGGCCGAGGCGGGCCGGACGGCGCCGCCCGGGGCGCGCCGUGCCCUUUGACCGGCGGCGCUCCCGGGGCGGGGGUAUAAAUGGGGCGCGGCGGCCUCGCGGCUGUCUCUGUCUCUCGGCUCCUGCCCCUCGGCUCAGCGCUCCGCGGCCUCCCACCCCCCCCCCCCCCUAAAAAAAAAAACCCUAAAAAAAUAAGCCCUGCAAGUGAAAGCCGAAGAACGGACGCGGACGCGCGGGGAGACCGCUACCGAAGGACUCGGGGAUUGGCUUGAGAGCUCCGGCGCCCAGAGAGGAGACCUUUGCCCCGCUCCGCCCACCCGCCCGCGUGUCCAGUCCCCGCGUGUGGCUUCCGACCGUCCGCGCUCGGGUACCGCGUGUCCGGCCCCCACCCCCGCGUGUCUCCGCUGCUCUCCUGUCCGUCCGCGCCCGGCCCCCACGUGUGCAUCCCCCGCGCGUUCCUCCUCGGUUCCGGCCGGGCCCCCACGUGGCCGGCCCCCGGCUUUCCUCCUCCGUCCCCGGCCCCCACGUGUCCUUGAGCCGUGUGCCGGCUCCCUCCCUCCGCGCUUUCCCCACGUUCGCGGGCCGCCGCGCUCCCACGUGGCUUCUCCCCCGCGUGCCGCCGCCGCGGCUGCUGCUCCCGGCCCGGCCUCCGCUCCCCUCCCCGCGGGGAAGGCGACAGCUGCCACCGCCCGCCUGCGGGGCGUUCUCAGAUCGCGGCGUGUCCCCCCAAGCCGGCCGGCUCGUCCUCGUAGAGAAGGGCCUCGUCCGGCGGCGUCGGGAUCGGGCAGAGCCGCCGGGGAGGCAGCGCCGCGGGCUCCGGCCCCAUCUUGUGCUGCUCCGGGCCGGCCGCGCUCCGUGACAUGCGCCUGUGACCCCCCCCCACCCCCACCCCGGCACGGCGUCCGCACGUUUCUCGGAGGCUCUCGGCUCCCGUUCGUCUCGUCUCUCGUCCGGCGCUGAAUCUUGGCCUCGGCCGGAAUUGUGAAAGUCCCGUCUCUUUUUCUCCUUGGCUGGGUCCCAGAAAGAGUUCCUCCUGGCGGGGCUCGGGGUGUUGGGGGGCGGGGAGAUGAACACUGCGGCCAGCAGUUACCCCAUGGCCUCCCUGUACGUGGGGGACCUGCACUCGGAUGUCACCGAAGCCAUGCUGUACGAGAAGUUCAGCCCCGCCGGCCCCGUGCUGUCCAUCCGGGUGUGCAGGGACAUGAUCACCCGGCGCUCGCUGGGCUAUGCCUACGUCAACUUCCAGCAGCCGGCGGACGCUGAACGUGCGCUGGAUACCAUGAACUUUGAUGUAAUUAAAGGCAAACCCAUCCGGAUCAUGUGGUCUCAGCGGGAUCCCUCAUUGAGGAAAUCAGGAGUUGGGAAUGUUUUCAUUAAAAACCUGGAUAAAUCCAUAGACAACAAGGCACUUUAUGACACCUUUUCUGCAUUUGGAAACAUCUUGUCCUGCAAGGUGGUGUGUGAUGAGAAUGGUUCUAAAGGCUACGCAUUUGUGCACUUUGAGACCCAGGAUGCUGCAGAUAGGGCCAUCGAGAAGAUGAACGGCAUGCUUCUCAACGACCGCAAAGUGUUUGUUGGUAGAUUCAAGUCAAGGAAAGAACGGGAAGCAGAACUGGGCGCCAAAGCUAAGGAAUUCACCAACGUUUACAUCAAAAACUUCGGAGAUGACAUGGACGAUGAAAGGUUGAAGGAACUUUUCAGUAAAUACGGUAAAACUCUGAGUGUAAAAGUGAUGACUGACUCUAGUGGGAAAUCCAAAGGCUUUGGCUUUGUGAGUUUUGAGAAACAUGAGGAUGCCAAUAAGGCAGUUGAAGAAAUGAAUGGAAAAGACAUCAAUGGGAAAAUGGUAUUUGUAGGCCGAGCACAGAAAAAAGUUGAACGCCAGGCUGAAUUAAAAAGGAAAUUUGAACAGCUAAAACAGGAGAGAAUUAGCCGCUACCAGGGAGUAAAUCUCUAUAUUAAGAACCUGGAUGACACCAUUGACGAUGAAAAAUUAAGGAAGGAAUUUUCUCCUUUUGGAUCAAUUACCAGUGCUAAGGUGAUGCUUGAGGAUGGGCGAAGUAAAGGGUUUGGCUUUGUCUGCUUCUCUUCACCUGAUGAGGCUACGAAAGCAGUGACAGAAAUGAAUGGGCGCAUCGUGGGCUCCAAGCCCUUGUAUGUUGCACUUGCGCAAAGGAAAGAAGAGAGGAAAGCCCACUUGACCAAUCAGUAUAUGCAGCGUAUCGCAGGAAUGAGAGCCCUCCCUGCCAACACGAUCAUUAACCAGUUUCAGCCAACUCCUGGGGGGUACUUCAUGCCAGCAGUGCCCCAGGCUCAGAAUAGACCUCCAUAUUAUGCUCCCAAUCAAAUAGCGCAGAUGAGACCUAAUCCACGAUGGCAACAAGGUGGAAGACCUCAAGGCUUCCAAGGAGUGCCAAGCACCAUUCGCCAGUCUGGGCCACGCCCAACUCUUCGCCACCUGACUCCAGCCAGUAAUGCCCAGGCUUCUCGAGGUCUUCCUACUACACCUCAGCGAGUGGGGGUGCCUACUGCUGUGCAAAAUUUAUCUCCUAGACCCUCCGUAGCUACCCCUGCACCUAGAGCUGUUCCUCCUUACAAAUAUGCUGCAAAUGUCCGAAGCCCCCAUCCAGCUAUCCAGCCUUUGCAGACACCUCAGCCAGCAGUCCAUGUGCAAGGCCAGGAGCCCCUGACAGCUUCCAUGCUGGCCGCUGCUCCUCCCCAGGAACAGAAGCAGAUGCUGGGUGAGCGUUUGUUCCCGUUGAUUCAAACCAUGCACAAUAAUUUAGCAGGGAAGAUUACAGGUAUGCUGCUAGAGAUUGAUAAUUCAGAACUGCUGCACAUGCUGGAGUCUCCAGAGUCCCUCCGGUCAAAGGUGGAGGAAGCCGUAGCAGUAUUACAAGCUCAUCAUGCCAAGAAGGAAGCUGCUCAGAAGGUGGCUGUGGUUGCUGCUACCUCUUAGACCAGAAAAACUGGAUACUCUGAAGUUAAAUAGCCCCUUCAUUAGAUGUUCAUUCACUCAACAUGUGGAGACUUCAUGGUACUGCAGACUGAACAAUAGAUGGCAGAAGAAACUGCUGCCAUUCUGGAUGUUUUUUCUUUGGGAAAAAUCAAUUUGAAAGGUCAAUUCUUAAAAACCUAAGCUGUUUUUCAGUGGUCAAAAUUUGCAGGUUUCUUGUGUGUUGCCUGGACCCUGUUAACCUUUAAUUUAAUUUUAUUUAAUUUUUCUCUUCUAAAAAAAAGCUUUUCUGACAGUAUUUUUGUUUUGGUUUUAUCGGGAAUUGGUUUUAUUUGAAGUAUCCAAUUUACAGUCUGGAAAAGUGUUUCUCAAUAAAGAAGUAAAACCUU